This is a messenger RNA of Ornithodoros turicata, 672 nucleotides long. Its product is annotated as protein O-mannose kinase-like. Gene Ontology annotation, biological process: carbohydrate phosphorylation; protein O-linked glycosylation. NCBI's taxonomy places the organism in Eukaryota, Metazoa, Arthropoda, Arachnida, Ixodida, Argasidae. Gene Ontology annotation, molecular function: carbohydrate kinase activity; phosphotransferase activity, alcohol group as acceptor. The record is from RefSeq and is a predicted model, not a curated record. Bases 1 to 672 code for a protein of 223 amino acids. Gene Ontology annotation, cellular component: endoplasmic reticulum membrane. The transcript is spliced from 3 exons.
AUGAUCACUUUUCAGGUAUACAAGGCUGAGUGGAAUAGCUACACUGUGGCCCUAUCUACUUUGAACGAUCCCCGCCUGGAAGGCGAUUUCCAGCACAACGUUGCAAUGCAUCUGGAGUUGGGUGAGCCCCACUUAACGGUCGACUACUUGGGCUCUUGCGAGAACGCAUUAGUAACCGAGUUCUUUGAGCUGGGAUCUGCAGAAAAUUUGCCAACUUUAUGGGCAGGUCCACUACGGGAAUAUGCAACCGUGACACAGCGCCUGGCACUCUGCGUGAGCUACGUUGCCAUCCUGGCGCACCUUCACCGUAAUCACCGAGUCAUGUGCGAUUCAAACUGGCUUCCCAAGAUACUAUCCCAGUACCUGCUUCGAUCAGACCUAUCUUUGCGCGUCAAUGACCUCGAUGCUCUACCCAGUGCAUCCGGUGCAAAGGUGACCUGCGGUCGAGAACCUCUGCAAGGGGACCUGCUGGCUCCUGAACAGAGAACAGGCGGGGGAUGCGACACUCAGUGCGACACGUGGAAGGUCCCCGAUGUCUGCGUCUGGUUCUUGGGGAAGGGACGAGAGAGCGACGCCCUCAAGUUCCGUCUGUUUGAAAUCCAUCGGCGCUGCAAGGCUACGGAGCCAGGCCAGAGGCCCACCGCACAGCUCCAUGGCAACAGUUGUAUUUGA